Messenger RNA from Cyprinodon variegatus (sheepshead minnow), 2959 nucleotides. It is a transcript of the gene mrasa, whose product is annotated as muscle RAS oncogene homolog. Gene Ontology annotation, cellular component: plasma membrane. Gene Ontology annotation, biological process: signal transduction. The record is from RefSeq and is a predicted model, not a curated record. The transcript is spliced from 6 exons. Gene Ontology annotation, molecular function: GDP binding; GTP binding; GTPase activity. Bases 186 to 812 code for a protein of 208 amino acids. Lineage: Eukaryota; Metazoa; Chordata; Actinopteri; Cyprinodontiformes; Cyprinodontidae.
CUGCUGUAUUGUUUCGCAGAUUGUGGGAAGCUCAUGCUGUGGAUGUUAAAGGGCGGCGGGCGGAGAUGAGGAGGAACAUGUAGCUGGGAGGACAGUACUGCCAGCCGAGGGGGAGCUCUAUCGUUCAGCCAGGUGUGUCUCACCAGCCACCUUCCAGCCUUCUUCCCACCACUGUCGAGGUAGCCAUGGCGACCAGCGCUGUGCCGAGCGACAACUUGCCAACGUAUAAACUGGUGGUGGUGGGAGAUGGCGGCGUUGGGAAAAGCGCUCUAACCAUCCAGUUUUUCCAGAAGAUCUUUGUGCCAGACUACGAUCCCACUAUUGAGGACUCGUACCUCAAACACACUGAAAUAGAUGGACAGUGGGCAAUACUGGAUGUGCUGGACACAGCCGGCCAGGAGGAGUUCAGUGCAAUGAGGGAGCAGUACAUGAGGACGGGAGACGGUUUCCUCAUCGUGUUUUCCGUCACGGACAAGGCCAGCUUCGAACAUGUCGACAGGUUCCAUCAACUCAUACUACGGGUCAAAGACAGAGAGGCCUUCCCAAUGGUGCUGGUUGCCAACAAAGUGGACUUGGUUCAUCUGAGGAAGGUAACAACAGACCAGGGCCAAGAGAUGGCUGCCAAACAUAACAUUACUUAUAUUGAAACCAGUGCAAAGGAUCCUCCAAUGAACGUGGACAAAGCCUUCCAUGAGCUGGUUCGGGUUAUAAGACAACAGGUCCCAGAGCGAAACCAGAAGAAGAAAAAGAAGAUGAAGUGGAGAGCAGAACGUUCCACUGGUUCCCACAGGUUCCACUGUGCCAUAUUGUGACCUUCCUUCUCUUCUGCAUCUCUCAUUUUAUACGCAAGCUACCCGACACACACAAAAUAAACCCAACACACCUUUGGAUGUCAGGGAACUCCCCAGCAGUGUUCAACUACUGGAGCACAAGACCCCAGGAGGGGGUAGAUGUGUCACCGAACAGCUUCCUGGAUCCUGAGAGACGGAGGCUGAACAGAAAGGUUUCCCCUCAUGGUGGACAGACUGCUUUCUCCUCCUCUUCUAACUUUCAAAGGGUUUUAUUUUCCAGCCUCAAUCCUCUAUUUGUAACAGAACAGCUGAUUGUUUAAUCAUUGAGCUGAACGCAAGAUUUCAAAGCCUAUUGAGAGGUGGAAAUAUGGAGAUACGUUUUUUUUCUUUGAGAGUCUUUUCAAGAGAGUGAAGAAAAGGGAAUAACUGGCACAAAGUGGCGCCUGUUAUUUUUUUAAUUAAAUAAUAUCUCACUACAGCAGUUUUGGGGGUAAAUAAGUCCACAGUUGUUUCCCAGUGAGUGAGACAGGUGAUGGUAUGACUGAAUGUGGAAGUGGUGACGGUAACUUUGGAGGCGCUUCAGUUGAUUUGGUUUACGGAGGGCAUAACGUGUACCAAGAGGUCAUGUUUUGUUCUGUUUUUAUUGGAAAUAAAAGAAGAAGAAAAGUGGCAUGAUGGAAAUAAAAAAUGUGUCGUACAGACUGUGGCCGUGUCCGCUGUGGAGUAUGUGUUUUUACAAUUAUAAGAAAAGAAAUUAAAGAAUCAUUGUUAUGUAGUAAGAGCCAUGUUUACAGGAUUUUAUUUCCCCACUCGUACAUGAGCCACUUCCUUCUACCCUUUUGAAAAAAGAUGUGGGUUUGGUUCCUUAUGUGCUUGUAAGUGGUGUGAUAAACCUUGAUCAAUACUGUAUGAGCAUUACCUUUUGUGUUCUAUUCCUUUUUUUUGUAUCAUAAAGUGUUCAAAUGACAGAUAUGUGAUAUAAAAAUAUUAUAUGUGGCAAUUUUGACAAAUUCACAGCUGUUUGUCAGUAAGUUAGACUAGAUAAAGGAUAAAUUAAUAGAAAAUGGGGCUGGAGAAGCUGAUUUGCACUGGCCACAAACCAAAAUAAUGUGAUGUCACUUUAUCUCAAACAGGGGCUUUUCCUGCCUCCCCCAUUCACUUCAGGACUAUGAUAUAAAGUGAUCAGUGCUCAUAAAGGAAGAGGAUAAAUCCUGUAGCUUUAGGAAUCUGUCAGUGUUUGGAAACCUGCCUGAAGUUGUGCGCAGUGAUGCGCUCUUCUGGCACUAAGCCAUGUUGUCAUACAAGUAGCCACAAUCCAGAUGGGUGUUAAGGGGAGGUGGAACAUGCGGAUUAAUCUAUGAAAAUGGCUCGUACUGUUAUUAGACUAAAGUUUUGGUGGGCGACUUUCUUUUCAGGAUGCGCACCAACUCUUGAAGGAAUACGUUUUUGCACUUUGGAAACAAUCUCUGACUUUUUCCUAUUGGCAUGUUGUUGUUUUUUUUCCUUCUUUUUAACCUGUUAAGCUGAAAGGCACAGUUAAAAGAAAACAUAUGUGUAUAUCUGAAUGUAAAGUGAUAAAUUAAGUUAACAGCUUAUUGGAGUCGUAGCCUCGUGUGCCUGACUGCGUAUGCCUGUUGCCUUGGCCAUGAUUGUAAAUCAGAUCCACUAAUUUGAGACGUAAUCAUGAAAAUUGUAUUGGAAGCAAAAGUUGCAUAACUACCCAGUUUUUAAUUAAGGUGCUUAUAUAUGAUGUUUGACUGAAUGACCGAUGCCUGGAAGUGAAACUUUGCUCUUCAUUUUUGUGCUUAAAGGGACAUUUUUUUUUCCAGACAAGGACUCAAAAAAACAAAAACACCUUAGUGACUGGAUAGAAGGGGAGCAAAAAUAUGAAUGUGUUAAUGAAGUUAUUGCAUCAUGUGUUUGAUACCAUUUUUUUUGUAUUAUUGAUAUGAUUAUUGGAAAGUGAUUUUAAGCAACUGAAUAAUUUAUUUGUCUGUUACCUCACUGUGUCCCAGACCUGGACAAAAAAAAAUAAUUUUCUUUUCUUUUGCCUUUGAGUAUCUGUACUGUAUGUCGUGGACCAAGAUGGAAAUAAAAAGAAAAACAAAAACACAUUUUGGUCCUGGGUUAAAACAAAUCUGUCUAUAAUGGAGUCUAUGUGGGGAAAU